CCAGCUCUGAGGAGAUGGCGUCCGUGUGGAGCGUCUUCCUGCUGCUGAUGGUCGGAGUUCAGGCUCAGAGCGGAGACACCGACAGCGACCUGGAGCCCAGAAUCAGCUGCAGCUCUCACAUCACCACCGAGGUCACCAACAACAGUCUGACCUGUGAGCUGCUCCCUGGUCGUCAUGACGACGAGGAUGCCGAGGAUGAUGAGGACGAGGCCGACGGCAUCGAGACCAUGACCCUGUGCUCGUCUGACGUGAGCGCCGGGUCGCGGCGGCUCCGGUGUGAGACGGGUCACGGGAACACGCUCAGCUUCAGUCAGGCGCCCGUGGUCGACUUCGAUCUGACCGUCCAGCUGAAGAGAGGACGAGAGAUCCGGACCAGAGUCAACCUGCAGAAGAUAGUUAAACCCCGCCCACCUCAGCUGUGGAACGUCACGUUCGACCAGGAAUCGAACAAGGCGGUCGUUCACAUCCAGAGUCCGUACCACAGAGACUACCUGACAGGAAACCAGAUGUUCCAGCUGCACAUCUGGGCCACGGAUGGACCCCACAUGAUUCAGAACAUCUCAUCAGAGAGCAGCAUGAAGAUCGACAUGGAGCAUCUGAGGAAAAACACCAAGUAUCAUGUGAAGGUGCGAUCGAUCCCAGUGAAGCCUCUGGAGGGAAGCUGGAGCGAGUGGAGCGACACGUUCAGCUUCUACACUCCUGCUGGAGCCCAGGAAGCUGACGACAGAGAGCAGAUGAUCAAGGUGAUGCUGUGUCUCAUCUCCCUGGUGGUCGUCUCCGUCACCGUCGUUUUCCUCCAGAAGAACAAAAUAUUGACGUACAUGUGGCCGAGUAUUCCUCAUCCUAAAGACGCGCUGGUGCACAUCGGCAAACCAAACAAAGGUCUUCUGUUGAACUUUAACCCCGAGGUGUUCAGCGCUCUCAGAGUUUCUUCGAUGUCGCCGUGUUGUGACGAACCAGAGUCUUCGCCCGGUCCUGCUGACGGAGCUCAGUCGAGCCCUCCCUCCUCCACCCAGAGCUCCGACUGCAGGAGCACCACCAGCGCCAGCACCGAGGAGCUGGAGCUCUCCGCCCUGCUGAGCGGGAGCUCCUCCUCCGCUGCGGACGCCAGCCUCCACAGCGCCAGCCCCUCCCCCAUCCACCACCUCCUGCUCGAGGGCCGAACGGAACCCGGCAGUGGAGCGAAGGAGUCCGAGGCGCCGGGAGCAGGUCAGCAGGAGGAGGCCUAUGUCACCAUGUCCAGCUUCUACCAGGACAAGUAGCCUGAGGUAAUCCAACUCCCAGUCGGAGGUCCAGCGCCACCAUGAGGCCGAAAUAUAAAUCUGAGCGGUGGCAGAAGGAUUUCAUGAAAUGGAGGAGAACCGGUGUCAUUGAGAUCAGAAGUUCUUCAGACUCUGAUUCUGCUUCUCUCAAACUCUUCAUAUCGAACUGCUUGUUUAUUUAAUCAAAGUUUUUACAUCCACUUUGUUCAGAGGACGGACGCCACCAACUGUCCUCCAGCGCCACCAUGAGGUCAACAUUUUGUCUUCAUAAGCAUACACUGUAAAUAAAGAUGGACGACACACCUCCUCCACAAUUUAAGCCAAAAUACCUCAGGUUCAAACGCUGCCAUCUUGUGCCGAUGACGUCAUGUGGUGAUAAACGCCUGCUUUGAUUCUUUAAGUGGAGGAGGCGGGGUUUAUGACCUAUUCUCCAGCCGGACACCAGGGGGCGAUCAAGACGCUUUGGCUUCACUUUUGGGAGCCAUCAUGUCGUCCAUCUUUAUUUAAAGUCUCUUGAAGAUUGUAGCAACUUCCUCCAUGACAGAGAUGAAGAGUCAGGUCAGUGUUUCCUGAUCAAAACUACUUUAUUAACAUUUAUUUCUAACACAAUAAACUAGAAUGAAUCUCAUUGAAAACAUAAACAAACUCAUAUGAUGAAAAGGUAUUAAAGUUAAAACAUGUCUAUUGAUGAAUGUUUGAAAUAAAAUCUAAUUUUAUGUUUUUCUACUCAAUAUUUGACUAAUUCACAGAAUAUUCACAGUAAUUAAACUCUCACAUGUUAAUGAGCAGAGACAUGUUCAGUAGUACGGGCCGAUGUUCUCGUAUC
Messenger RNA from Limanda limanda (common dab), 2088 nucleotides. It is a transcript of the gene il7r, whose product is annotated as interleukin 7 receptor. Gene Ontology annotation, cellular component: membrane; external side of plasma membrane. Gene Ontology annotation, molecular function: protein binding; cytokine receptor activity. Gene Ontology annotation, biological process: cytokine-mediated signaling pathway; hemopoiesis; positive regulation of receptor signaling pathway via JAK-STAT. The coding region runs from base 15 to 1262 and encodes 415 amino acids. Lineage: Eukaryota; Metazoa; Chordata; Actinopteri; Pleuronectiformes; Pleuronectidae. The transcript has 8 exons. The record is from RefSeq and is a predicted model, not a curated record.